Messenger RNA from Camelina sativa (false flax), 1357 nucleotides. RefSeq lists its product as uncharacterized. Gene Ontology annotation, molecular function: protein binding. The record is from RefSeq and is a predicted model, not a curated record. NCBI's taxonomy places the organism in Eukaryota, Viridiplantae, Streptophyta, Magnoliopsida, Brassicales, Brassicaceae.
UAGCAAUGGCUGCCAAAACACAACCAUCUUUUUCUUAUUCUUCUUCUUCCUUACUACUCACCAUGUCCUUGUUCUUACUAGUUCUUUCACUCAUUGUCCCUUCAUCAGUUUUUUCAGCCACUCUUCGUUCAGAUAUUCAAGCUCUAGAGGCUAUAAUACGCAGCGUUGAUCCAAGUUCCAUCUCUCCAUCCUCUUACCUCAGCACAUGGGACUUCUCUGAAGACCCUUGUGAAGGCUCAGGGACGUUCUUGGGAGUUAUGUGUUCUUUCCCUCUGGAGAACACGACGAGCCGAGUUACAGAGAUCGACCUUGAUGAUGACGGUUAUGACGGUUUCCUCUCCGAUGAAAUAGGAAACCUAACUGAGCUCACAGUCCUUAGCCUCAACAAGAACAGAUUCCGUGGUCCAGUACCAGAAUCAGUGUUCCAACUCAGGAAACUCACCAAACUCUCUCUCGCCGAAAAUUUCUUCACCGGAGACAUAUCCCCAGAAAUCACGCGGCUCAAGGAGCUCAAAACCGUAGACUUGUCCACAAACAGUAUCGCCGGUGAAAUACCUCCAAGGAUCUCAGCCUUGAGAAGUUUGACUCACCUGAUCCUAUCAAACAACCAUCUCGAUGGAAAAAUACCUGCGCUCAACGGCUUGUGGAAGCUGCAAGUAUUAGAACUCGGUAACAAUCAUCUUUAUGGAAUGCUUCCUAAGCUUCCCCCAAGUCUUAGAACUCUAUCACUCUGUUUCAACAGCCUUGCUGGACGUAUAUCGCCCUUGCAUAGGCUGAAACAGCUUGUGUCAUUAGACGUGAGCCAGAACAGAUUCUCAGGCACUGUUGGCCAUGAAAUCCUAACGUUCCCUGAUAUUUCACGCAUCAAUGUGUCUUUUAACCAGUUCAUAUCCAUAGAGGUUAUUAAGGUUACAGGAUCACGCCUGCGCAUGCUUGAUGCUGACGGAAACCAUUUACAGGGUCACCUUCCGUUGAACCUGGCAACUUAUGAAAACCUUAAAGAUAUCAAUCUACGGAGCAACAUGUUCUCUGGUGAUAUUCCUAGGAUUUAUGGGAAAAGACUGGAGAAUUCAUGGAGAAGCUUAUACUUGGAGAACAACUACCUCUCAGGUUCACUUCCUGAGGAGUUUCAAAAGAUUUCCAAACAGAUCAGAGGAAACCUUUCCAAUAACUGUCUGCAAUGUCCAAAGAACGUUCCAAUCUGCCAAGGACCACAAAAGCCAAAAUCGCAAUGCACCAAUGCUAUGCUGGGGAGGUUGGAGUAGAGAUCAUGCGGAUGGCAGACAGUUUGUAUUAGAAAGCAUAAUUACCAAAAAGCAAACUUCAUGUACUUGUUCGGUUCUCAUCAUGGUAGAAA